Aaosphaeria arxii CBS 175.79 is the source of this 774-nucleotide messenger RNA. RefSeq names its product peroxisomal d3,d2-enoyl-CoA isomerase. The record is from RefSeq and is a predicted model, not a curated record. The transcript has 3 exons. The coding region runs from base 1 to 774 and encodes 257 amino acids. Gene Ontology annotation, biological process: fatty acid beta-oxidation. NCBI's taxonomy places the organism in Eukaryota, Fungi, Ascomycota, Dothideomycetes, Pleosporales. Gene Ontology annotation, cellular component: peroxisomal matrix.
AUGUCUAAUGACACUGCCCUUACGCUUGAGCUCAACGCACUUACUCAACCCCUCUACUAUCGAUUAGGAAGUCUGGUAAGACAAGCAGAUGCACACCCAGACACCCUUGUGACCUUGAUCAUUGGCACAGGUAGAGUCUUCUCAGCAGGUGCGGAUCUACAAGCCCGCCCUGCAACUGCAGCGAGCUCCACCGAGGAUGAACCACGGAAAGCCUGGCUCUCUGCACUUGUCAACAAUACAAUCGAUGUUCCCAGCGCGUUCUUCACACACUCGAAGAUUCUCAUUUGUGCUCUGAACGGGCCCGUCCUUGGGUUGUCAGCUGCUCUUGUCUCACACUCGGACUUCAUCUAUGCUGCUCCAGGAGCAUAUCUGCUCACCCCCUUUGGGUCUUUGGGCCUUGCUUCCGAAGGUGGCGCUAGCGCUGCGUUUAUACGGAGGUUGGGAUUUGGUCUGGCUAACGAGGCACUGCUGAAGGGCAGAAAAAUCAGACUUGAUGAGCUGAAAGCAGCGGGCUUUGUUAAUACCGUCGUGGAAGGAAAGGAUGAUUCGGACUUCAGGGCCUUGGUUCUAGAGGAUAUUCGAAACUCCUUUGGGGCACACCUGGUCCCUUCGAGUGUCAUAGAAAUAAAGCGGAUCAUGCGACGAUCGCUUAUUCGGGAACAAGAGAGCCUGGCAUUGGAUGAAUUGUUUACCGGUGUCAAUCGUUUCGCUGAGGGUAUUCCGCAAGCGGAGAUGAAGAAGAUCGUCACUGGUGAGAAGAAACACAAAUUGUAA